CCAACACGCUCGCACUUUACAUAAACUGCUAAAAUUUAACGCUAAAAAAAGUUAAUACGUGAAUUCUAACAAACAUUUUGGAAGAGGAUUGAGUGCUCGUGUUUUUAUAGUUUCUUUAUAAAGUCUGAUUUUUAAAUCCGUGGAAUUCGACGUUUCUGAGUGAUACCGGAAUAAAAAAGUUCCCACAUAAAUAAAUGUCAUAUUUGAUUUUAAUAAAAAAUAGAUUAUGAGUUUUAAAGACUUUAUAUCACGUUGUCUAGGGCAGCGUGAUAACUGUAGUUAAGUGCAUCAAUCCCUGAGAUUCAAUGUGGUGUUCCGGAUAAAUGUCGUCUUCGGAAGACGAGGCAGUAUGGCGCCAUCGGCGGCAGCGUAAAGAUUACCACUUCAGGAGUCUUCUAUAGAUUUUGAUGAUCCAAGCUACCUCAAGUCCAUUGGAUUAAGAAAAUUUUGCAUAAUAUCCGGUCGAAGAACAAGAACAUAAGAAGGUGUGUUUAUAAGAUGUGACAAAACCCAACAUGGCAGCCACAGACGGCCAAGUCGUGGUCGCAGCUUGCCGCUGGUCUGAUGAGGGCCACUACCUCAGAGAGUUUGCUGUCAAGAACCGCCUACCAAACGUAGCAAAGAUUAUCAAGGGACAAUAUGGAGGUCUCGGAGUGCCAACUUUACCGAGCCCAGGCUUACAAAGUACAGCGUUACUUGUUUCAGCAGGAAAAAGAAAGAAAAUCAUUGCCCAAGCUAUCAAACUAAAAGAAGGGAGACGUAUGGUUAGUGUUGGACCGAGAAUUGCCAUUCCUGAUACUUAUAAAGGCUAUUUUGAACUUUUAAGUGAAGAAGGUAGGGCUGUAAGAUGUAUAGAAUCUGUAGGUGAAUUAGCGAGAAGAAAACUAGACGACGGGUGCUUAGUGAGGGAACCGGUUAGAGUAAUAUGUGCUAAAAUUGACUUAGAUGGUAACGUGACCGCUGAUGGAGCAAGAAACUUACCAGCGGGUGAAGUUAUAAUGCCCAGAGGUGAAACCUUUUUAGGAAAAAAUAAAUAUUUGAAGUGUAGCGAUUCAAAAGGUGAUACUAUUUUGCUAAGUUUAGAUCAGAGAGGAAAGUUCUCUGCUAUCGCUAAAGAAGAGAACAUUAGCGGUGUACAUACAGCAAAAACAUUACUUACAAAACGGUUGCCAAUAACUGUGAGACUCGUACAUGGCACUCCACCUAGAGGAUUAAAGAGUGCAAGCCAUUUUGUACCAGAACUGAGGUUGUUAUCACUAUUUGAAGAAGAUCACGUUUUUGCCUUACCAUUACAAAAAGAAGGCAAUGCUUUGGUAGCAUUACCUCUCGCAGCUCCCUUAAAGAUGUUGCGAUGCAAAAAUGAAGAACAUAUAAAAAAUUUCAUGGAAUUUUCAAGAUUAGUAGAAAAAUGUAACAGGCUACUUGUAGAUGUGGUAGAUCGAAUACAUGUCCUAGAUGGUAAACUCGGAGACCCUAAAAGACUGUUAAAAGCCCCACUUCUUGCUCCACCUUUAAUAAAAACUGGUUAUUUCUUAAGAAGAAGUGCUUCAUCCGAUACUGCUAAUCAACAUAAGUAUAUAAACCGACAUAGUCACAUUUAUAGCAGUCACAGAGAUGACAACAGUAUUCCAGAUGAGUAUGAUGAAAUAGAUCAAAUAUAUGAUUACGUCAGAGGUUUCGCUCCUCUUCCGAAGAAUAUUAAAGCGUCGUAUUCGAAUGAACCAAUACGUCAUGAGUCUGCGCCCGCCUCGCCUGCAGCAACACCAAUUCACAUGCCCUUAAUAACAGAAAUUAAACCAGAACCGCCUCCCAUAGAAACGAUUCCUACGAAAAAACCUUUCAACCAAAAAGCUGAAAAGCGCACACGCAAAACUGCAGUAGCGACAAAAGAACCGCCGAUAACUGUUUAUAAAGAAAAAUGUACAAUCGCACCAGUACCAAAUUUACCCAAAUUAUAUAUUAAAAACAGUGUAAGCAACAACAAAGGAAGAAUAUUGGUCAGUCAGAAAAGUCACCCGCCGACUAAAGAGGCACCUAGUACUAGUCCGAUACGACCUUUAACAAAAGGUGAUUCUCCAAUCUUUAACAUACGUUAUAAAAGCCUUUCAAACAUUCAUCAAGCAAUGGAACUGGAUGGCACGCUAGACUCGAGCCAUUCUGGUGGAAGAACUUCUGGAGAUUCAGGCAACGGUCCAAAACUUCCAGAAAAGCGAUCUAGAAAAUUAAGCAGACCUAAGUCCCUGACGAAUUUAGUGUGGGAACUAAAAGGAUGUCCGGUGGAAACUAAUGAGAAACCAAAACCUAGAGUUAAAAAUGAGGGCUAUAAGAAGAUGGGAAAUAAGUUGUCUUUGGGGGCUCAGAAAAGAGUUCCUACGCUGUACCUUUAAUUUUUGAUCCACAUUGUCCAAACAAAAGACAAGGCGACGACCAAAAUAAGAAGAACAGCGAACGACCACGAACAGAAUCGAGUCAUAAGAAAACUUUUUGAAAAAAUCAUUCGUUUGUACUCAUAAAUAUCAAAUGUAUUUUGAUCUCCUUAAUCAAUAAUUAUUUUAUUUAUAAUAUAAUGCCAUAUUACGGUAUAAUUGAUAGUGUUUAUCGUUAUAGAAAGGGAGUUUGAAAAUAAUUAAAUAAACGUAAAGUUAAUUAAGACAUUCUUGAGUCAAACAAAUAAAAUACAGUCACUGUAAGGUUUCACCACACAAUCAUCAUAAUUCCAAGUUUAUUGAUAUAUUUGUCAAUGGCAUUCCUUCUCGUAGAGGAGAGGGCUUAAUGCCUUAACUGCCCAAUCCUCAAUUAUGAAGCUUGGAAGGUUUCACGUAGCUCUAAUGCAGCCUAAAGGGCUUCAUAUUAUUAUACCCGUACCAGUGAAUAUGACUGUUCGAACGGAAAUCGAUUAGGGGUAUGGAUUGAUAAUAACUGACUAAUAACCCUUACUCUACCUAACUCAAUACCAUCUUAGACUUUAUCAUGAUAUAAUUUCAGGUGAGAUUGCAGACAAGGGCUAACUUUUAGUGGAAUAAAAAUAAACUUAAACAUGACCAAACCCAACGUUAAUAAAGGACGUUUAAAAAGCUCAGGCUGUUUUGAUUAACUCGUUUGACUAUAGUUAUAUACUUAAAGGGUUCCAAUAGCGUUUAUAAUAAUAUGUCAUACUACUUAUUUUUAUAUAAACUUUAGUUCAUGAAAACCUGUAGAAAUACACACCAGUCUGCCUGUGACGCAGAGAUCCUCAAAACCAGUUUAAACAGAAGUUUACGUAAGCCUUAUACAGUAGAUGCUAUAUUUAACAAAAACUUUAUUUUGGCCUCCUUAAAUACAACACAUUAUGAAUUAGAAAUUGUUUAAAAUAAAUUUCAAUUAUAAAACUAAAUUAAAUAAAAAAAACUUUCCCAUGAGCACAAACUAUAAUAACUAUGUCUAAAAAUUAAAAUAAUUACCGUUUUAGACGUAACAAUUUUUACAAUAUAAUAUUUCUUUUUCGGCCGUAAAGCAUGUUUUUUUUCAUAUUUACAUAAAUAUAUUUUCACGAAAUACAAACCAAAAAAUCGAGGUGCCUUAUUAAGUAAUUAAAUCGCUUAAUGAACAUUAAUCUUCGUCGAAAUGUUUAAUCGUAAAAUAAAUUUAGGAGAAAAGUCACAAUCCUGGUAUGUUUAGUUAGAAUAGUCAUCGAUCUUUUUUUAAUAGCAUUUAAAUAUUUUUGCAAUAGUUAUAGUGAUGCUAGUUUAGAUUACAGUUUUUGCAAUACACCUAAUUUUUUUUAUAAAAAGACAGUUACUAGUAGAACCCGCUAAACUGUAACUGUUGGAUACUUAGAUACGUUACUCUGGAAAAUACGAAGCUCCUUUUUCUAAAUAUUAAGUUUGUAAUAUUUGGAAAAAGUAUUUACGCAGACUAUACUUGCGUAAACUAUUUUAUCUCACUCACUCACGUCGAUAUUUUUCUUAUACUUUCGUCAAUUAAAUUGAUUUGUCUUUGAAUAAUCGAAAUAAAUGAAAAUAGACGAACUAGAAUGUUUGUAACUACUUUUAUAAUUACCUAUUUAGACGUACCUUCAAUUAAGAGCUAAGUUAUUAUGAUAGAUCACUUGGAGGUUCAAAAUAAUUGGCUUUUUAGAUGUAAGUAAAUUUUGAAUCUUCGAUUGACUUAUCGUUUAAAUUACGGUUAAGGUGUUUUCAAUAAAUAAAGUGACUUUUUAGCAUUGAUGUAACUGUAGUUUCAAAUUAAAUUUUCGUGGUAAUUUUUUAAUAACUAAUAAGACUUUACUAUUUUCAUGUCUACGGGGCCUUUUACACGUAUCCGAAUUGACUAUGAUGAUUAUAAUUAGUCAUCAACAUCCUAUUAAGUGAAGAACUUUAAUUGUCUCUGAGCGAAGAACCCUGCUUCUUUAUUCAUGCCAUCUUUUGACCUAGUGCCUUUAAUGGGCAGUCCUAGAGAAAUAGUUUAUUAAUUUUAUAAUAUGUAUAAUAUAAUGAAUUUAAUGCUAAGACUUUUCUAAAGAAUGGAUCAGAAAACAACAUUAGGUUUUGAUUGAUUAUUUCUAAUUAUAUAUCGUCACUUCACGUCACGUUGACCACAAAUCGUUGUGCAAACAUUUCACGUUUUGAUCUCCAGUACUAAAUGGCUUGAUUUGUAAUUUGAUUAUCUCAUUGACUGAAAUUGCCUUUGCUCUUUGUUCAUUCACCAGUGCAUUUUUUUUAAUCAUUUCCCUUAAAAUAGUAAGUUUUUUUUUUGAUCGAUAAGUGUGAAAAGCCCCGAAAACUUUAAAUUUUUAAAAUUGUAUUCCAAAUUUUCCAACUAGUUGUUUGAUUCCUUGUAAUUUGAUAGGCUAUUUUUUAUCAUGCGUCAUUAAUUUAAGUUUUUAGUCUUGAUAUUGUAAU
Pararge aegeria (speckled wood butterfly) is the source of this 4880-nucleotide messenger RNA. RefSeq lists its product as uncharacterized. Bases 516 to 2387 code for a protein of 623 amino acids. NCBI's taxonomy places the organism in Eukaryota, Metazoa, Arthropoda, Insecta, Lepidoptera, Nymphalidae. The record is from RefSeq and is a predicted model, not a curated record. The transcript is spliced from 6 exons.